AUGGCAAAGACUAGGGGAGGCCUUUCUGCAUCCCCAUCCUCGCCGAUGCCUCAACCAGUACCGUCCGCCAUCAGAGGCGCCACUUCGCCACCUGCUCAGGACUCCACCAUUCCCCCAUCUGAGGGUGGAACGCCUUCUCAGCUCCGGUAUCCCACCAGGAGGCUGCCCACUGACCCUGUGCAGCCCACCACCAAAGCCAAGAGGCCUGCUUCACUGCCACCCGCGAAGAGGGCCAAGUUCACGGGUCCUGGAGAGCCAUCCCAGCCACCUCAGGCCCAGCCACCUCAGGCAGAGCCGCCUACUAAGCCUUCUCAAAUUCCUGUGGGGGUUCUUCUCGAGACCAUCAUCAGGCAUCCUAUGAUCGUAGGGCCGCCUAUAGAGGGCAACCUGGAUUGCAGAGAUCGAUCAUUCCACUCAAAGACUUGGUUCGACAUCAAUGCUCUCAAACAGCAGCCAGAGCUCAGAGAUUCAUUCCGUUUGCUAUAA
Vitis riparia (riverbank grape) is the source of this 486-nucleotide messenger RNA. Its product is annotated as gibberellin-regulated protein 14-like. Bases 1 to 486 code for a protein of 161 amino acids. The transcript has a single exon. The record is from RefSeq and is a predicted model, not a curated record. NCBI's taxonomy places the organism in Eukaryota, Viridiplantae, Streptophyta, Magnoliopsida, Vitales, Vitaceae.